Colias croceus (clouded yellow) is the source of this 444-nucleotide messenger RNA. Its product is annotated as partner of xrn-2 protein 1-like. The transcript is spliced from 3 exons. Bases 131 to 442 code for a protein of 103 amino acids. The record is from RefSeq and is a predicted model, not a curated record. Lineage: Eukaryota; Metazoa; Arthropoda; Insecta; Lepidoptera; Pieridae.
AAAGUUACCAACACAGUUGUUUGUUUGUUGUUUUCUAUUUAGGUUCUUUCUAAAUUAACAAUUAACCUGAAAGUAAAUUAUUUCAGAACUUUAAAUAUUUGUUUGUACGUAUAGUGACAGAAUUGUAAGUAUGAAGCCCUCAAUAGACAUAGACUCUCUCCGAUCAGAGCACGAAUCCGACGAACAAUGGGAAGUGAGAAGAAUGUUCAUGGUGGAACACAAAGACAACUUUGAGGAGGAGGAGUUGGUAACAUUGGCGCAAUUGUUCACUAAUAUUGAGUUUCUGGGUUGCCGAUACCCACAAGCAACAAUGAGAAGAAUAGCUAAAUUAGCAGAAAAGGUGUCCGCUAAGUAUAAGGAAAGUCGGAAGAAUAAACUAAAGAGAACUUUUGUACAAGCCAGCGAUGCUGCGGAACAAAAAGCCAAGAGGAGUUUUAAAUGAAU